Messenger RNA from Trichomonas vaginalis G3, 458 nucleotides. RefSeq lists its product as uncharacterized. The annotation marks the transcript as partial. NCBI's taxonomy places the organism in Eukaryota, Parabasalia, Trichomonadida, Trichomonadidae. The record is from RefSeq and is a predicted model, not a curated record. The transcript has a single exon.
AUGUACGCCGCUCAGAAUAUAACGCCAACAGUUUUGGAUGCCAUGAAUGGAAAUGUUUCCGAAUGGUAUAACGAAUGCGACAAUGCCAUUAGAAGGUCAGAAAUAGUUCCUGGAACUUACGAAUAUACAACUGCUGUUUCUUAUGGAAACGUAGGUGAGUUUGGAGAAGGUUCUUCAACAACAGUAGAUAUUGCUUGCGACAGGUUUCAUAUAAUUUCUAUUGACAACUCAUUCUUAUACGUGGAACAAGACAUUGAAAUAAAACCUUCUGCCAAGUUGUCUGACAAGAAAGGUUGCAAUGGAAUUUUCUAUGUCGGAUACCAAUAUGCUCCAGAAGUUUUCAUGGGAUAUAAGAUAUAUUCUAACUCUGACUUAGUUCAAACAGUAACAUGGGCAAACUAUGAAUGGUUCGCUUUGAGAAACUCAGUACAACCACAAGCUAGAGAACAAACAGACCA